AUGUCGUGCGGUGUUCCACAGGGGUCUGUUCUUGGACCCCUCUUGUGGAACAUAGGGUACGACUGGGCCCUUCGCGCCGAUUUCCCCCCCGGGCUGGGUGUAAUCUGUUACGCAGACGCUACCCUGGUGACAGCCCGGGGGGCAAACUUCCAAGAGGCGGCGCGCCUGGCCACAGGGGGAGUCUCCCUGGUGGUCGGGCGCAUUGAGGCGCUGGGCUUACGGGUGGCCCUAGAUAAGACGGAGGCCCUGUUAUUUCAUGGGCUCCGUCGUGGUCCACCCCCUGGCGCCUCAAUCGCGGUCAACUCGGUCCUCGUACCGGUACGGGCCCAGAUGAAAUAUCUGGGCCUGAUCCUCGACGGGAGGUGGCUCUUCGACGAGCACUUCCGACAGCUUGCUCCAAAGCUGGUCGGCGCUGCGUCUGCCCUAGGGCGACUUUUGCCCAAUUUGGGUGGACCCAGCGUCGCGACAAGACGGCUGUACACGGGGGUUGUCCGGUCAAUGGCACUGUACGGUGCACCGGUGUGGGCGGCGGCUCUGACCGCCCAGAAUAGGGCACGCCUCUGGCGCCCUCAGAGGGUAAUGGCGGUCAGAGCCAUACGCGGUUACCGCACCGUUUCGACGGAGGUGGCAUGCGCGUUGGCCGGAACUCCCCCGUGGGAUUUGGAGGCGGAAGUGCUCGCCGAAGUUUAUCGGCGAGUGGCUGACUCCCGGGCGGAGAGCGGAUUUCGCCCUCCGCCCGAGGAUGUGCGCGAGUGGCGCGAAGCCGCUCGCCGAGCCACGAUGGCUCGUUGGUCGUUCCGGCUGGAGACUCCACGCGCUGGCUUCGCCGCCGUCGAGGCUCUCCAGCCGGUCAUCGCCGAGUGGGCAGGGUGGCAGCACGGGACCCUUUCCUUCCGGCUGACGCAGGUGCUUUCCGGGCACGGUUGCUUCGGAAAGUACCUGCACUCGGUCGCUAGGAGGGAACUGAGUCCCGCCUGCCACCACUGCGACUGCAGUGAGGACUCGGCCCAGCACACGCUGGCGGUCUGCCCCGCAUGGGCGACGCAGCGCCGGGUCCUCACUGCAGUCAUCGGAGUGGAUCUCUCGCUACCGGCCGUAGUACGCUCCAUGGCCGGUAGCGACAGUUGUUUUACCGCGGUCGCAACCUUCUGCGAGGAAGUAAUUUCGCAGAAGGAGGCGGCGGAGAAGGCCCGGGAGGACGACCUCGUCUCGGACCUGAUCCGCCGCCGGCGAACCGGGUGGCGGAGGCGCGCCUAUCACCGCCUCAUGCCGCCCUGA
This is a messenger RNA of Arctia plantaginis, 1278 nucleotides long. The record is from the annotation of a GenBank genome assembly. Lineage: Eukaryota; Metazoa; Arthropoda; Insecta; Lepidoptera; Erebidae.